Messenger RNA from Sphaeroforma arctica JP610, 1184 nucleotides. RefSeq lists its product as hypothetical. The record is from RefSeq and is a predicted model, not a curated record. Gene Ontology annotation, biological process: response to hydroperoxide. The transcript is spliced from 7 exons. NCBI's taxonomy places the organism in Eukaryota, Ichthyosporea, Ichthyophonida. The coding region runs from base 73 to 1032 and encodes 319 amino acids. Gene Ontology annotation, cellular component: cytosol.
CGUGGUUAUAGACUACUUACCACACAGAUAUAAUCAGUGUGUUUAUAGGCCACCACAAAGAUAUAGCUCAACAUGCCAGUAAUACUUCUCUCGCCAGCGAAGGCUUUGGACUUCUCCCCUCACACAUUUGCAAAGCUUGCAACAACCUCACCAGUGUACGAAGGCAUAGCAGACAAGUUGGUAAAAGAACUCAAAAAAUUAAAUAAGUCGCAAGUGAAAACCCUGCUAGGCGUCUCUGAGCCCCUCGCAGCACUCAACUACGACCGCUACCAAGCAUGGGACGAGGCCGGAACAAAACCCACGUGUCUUGCUCUAAAUGGACCCGCUUUCCAGGGUCUAGGGGCAAAGUCUAUGUCGAUUGAGGAUUUGGAUUGGAUGCAAGAUCGCUUACGCAUCAUGUCUGGUCUCUAUGGCCAUCUUCGUCCUCUAGAUAACAUCAAGCCAUACAGAUUGGACAUGAGCAAAAAACUGAAAGAAGGAGGCAUGGAUAAAUUCUGGGUUGAAAUGAAUACCAAGAUGGUAAACGAAGUAGUCGGGAGUCUACCUGAAGAAGAGCGGUUCAUAGUUAAUUGCGCAAGCCAAGAAUACUCUAAAUCAGUGAACAUGCAAGCAUUGGACUACCCCAUCUACUCAAUCUCUCUUCCGGGUCCAAGUGUGUUUGCGAAAGAAGCCAGAGGCGCAAUGGUGCGCCAUAUAAUAUGCAGUCGAGUUGUCACACCGGAAGGUUUGCAAGAUUUUAAAGGAAGCAACGACGAGUGGAGAUUCGUGCGGGAGAACAAAUUAAAAUCCGGCAUAAUUGAAGUCGAAUUUCACCGUGCAGCGAUCAGCACAACCACGGCUAAAAAGCGCGUAAAGUCCGCUCCAAAAAGCCAAUCGACGGAAGAUGAAAAACAAACAAUGACUCCUAAAACAUCUGGUAGUGAUGAGGCGAUAGCGGUAUUUCAUACUUCUGAUACGAAGGAUGUGUAUCCAGAAGUGCAAUCUACAACUAGCGGAAGGAAACGAGCCCGAAUCAAUUACAAAGGAAUGUGAUAAUCGCGGAAUGACAUUGUAUUCUAUAUACCGUAAAAUGAAACUUACAUUGUAUACUUUCUGAUACACUCUAGAUAACUAUAACAUCAAUCACUGGGACAUUCUUGCAUGAAUGCAAAUAAAAAGUUGCAAUCAGGAGAUUGCAAACAUGA